This is a messenger RNA of Lepus europaeus (European hare), 3368 nucleotides long. RefSeq names its product influenza virus NS1A binding protein (gene IVNS1ABP). The coding region runs from base 372 to 2300 and encodes 642 amino acids. The record is from RefSeq and is a predicted model, not a curated record. Gene Ontology annotation, molecular function: protein binding. The transcript has 15 exons. NCBI's taxonomy places the organism in Eukaryota, Metazoa, Chordata, Mammalia, Lagomorpha, Leporidae.
CGCUCAUCCGCCAGAGCUGCAGACCACCUGCUUCUGCCGUGUAAGCCACGGUCUGCGGGACCUGGUGAGGCAGUCUUGGCGAACUGCUGGCGGUGAGGAGAAACACGGCACACAGCGGCGCCCCGGAGUUCAGGAGAUUAUGAUGCAUCAUUCUCACAGAAGAAAUUCGUGUCUAUAGCUUUUAAGGACUGAUUACAUCAUUUCCAAGCCUGAUAGUUUUGGAGUCACCAUUAGAGCUUAAGACACAUCUGCCGUCACUUCAGCCACCUGUCUUCACCUGACACAGUGCUGGGCAUCGACACGCCUUUGUUCUUGGAUUGUUUGCAGAAAUACGGUUCUCACCACUGGAGCAGCUAAAUUUAUAAGAAAAAAUGAUUCCCAAUGGAUAUUUGAUGUUUGAAGAUGAAAAUUUUAUCGAGUCUUCUGUUGCCAAAUUGAAUGCCCUGAGGAAAAGUGGACAGUUCUGUGAUGUUCGACUUCAGGUCUGUGGCCAUGAGAUGUUAGCACACAGAGCAGUGCUGGCUUGCUGCAGCCCCUAUUUAUUUGAAAUCUUUAAUAGUGACAGUGAUCCUCAUGGAGUUUCUCAUGUCAAAUUUGAUGAUCUAAACCCGGAAGCCGUUGAAGUCUUGUUAAACUAUGCCUACACUGCUCAGUUGAAAGCUGAUAAGGAAUUAGUAAAAGAUGUUUAUUCUGCAGCAAAAAAGCUGAAAAUGGAUCGAGUAAAGCAGGUUUGUGGUGAUUAUUUGCUGUCUAGAAUGGAUAUAACCAGCUGUAUCUCCUACCGAAAUUUUGCCAGUUGUAUGGGAGACUCCCGUUUGUUGAAUAAGGUUGAUGCUUACAUUCAGGAGCAUUUGUUACAAAUUUCAGAAGAGGAGGAGUUUCUUAAACUUCCACGGCUAAAGUUGGAGGUAAUGCUGGAAGAUAAUGUUUGCUUGCCCAGCAAUGGCAAAUUAUAUACAAAGGUAAUCAACUGGGUGCAGCGUAGCAUCUGGGAGAAUGGAGACAGUCUGGAAGAGCUGAUGGAAGAGGUUCAAACCUUGUACUACUCAGCUGAUCACAAGCUGCUUGAUGGGAACCUUCUAGAUGGACAGGCUGAGGUGUUUGGCAGUGAUGAUGACCACAUUCAGUUUGUGCAGAAGAAGCCACCACGUGAGAAUGGCCACAAGCAAAUCAGUGGCAGCUCCACUGGAUGUCUGUCUUCUCCCAGUGCUGCCACGCAAAGCCCUAAGCAUGAGUGGAAAAUCGUUGCUUCGGAAAAGACUUCAAAUAACACUUACUUGUGCCUGGCUGUGCUGGAUGGUAUAUUCUGUGUUAUUUUCCUUCACGGGCGAAACAGCCCACAGAGCUCACCAACAAGUACUCCAAAACUAACUAAGAGUUUAAGUUUUGAGAUGCAACCAGAUGAGCUAAUAGAAAAGCCUAUGUCUCCUAUGCAGUACGCACGAUCUGGUCUGGGGACAGCAGAGAUGAAUGGCAAACUCAUAGCUGCAGGUGGUUAUAACAGAGAGGAAUGUCUUCGGACGGUUGAAUGCUAUGAUCCACAUACAGAUCGUUGGUCCUUCCUUGCUCCCAUGAGAACACCACGAGCCCGAUUUCAGAUGGCUGUACUCAUGGGCCAGCUCUACGUGGUGGGUGGGUCGAAUGGCCACUCUGAUGACCUAAGUUGUGGAGAGAUGUAUGACCCAAACAUAGAUGACUGGACUCCUGUUCCAGAAUUAAGAACUAACCGUUGCAAUGCAGGAGUGUGUGCUCUCAAUGGAAAAUUAUAUAUCGUUGGUGGCUCUGAUCCAUAUGGCCAAAAAGGACUGAAAAAUUGUGAUGUCUUUGACCCUGUAACAAAGUUGUGGACAAGCUGUGCUCCUCUUAACAUUCGUAGACACCAGUCUGCAGUCUGUGAGCUUGGAGGUUAUUUGUAUAUAAUCGGAGGUGCAGAGUCUUGGAAUUGUCUGAACACAGUAGAACGUUACAAUCCUGAAAAUAACACCUGGACUUUAAUUGCACCCAUGAAUGUGGCGAGGCGGGGAGCUGGAGUAGCUGUUCUUGAGGGAAAACUGUUUGUCGGUGGUGGCUUUGAUGGUUCUCAUGCCAUCAGCUGUGUGGAGAUGUAUGAUCCGGCCAGAAACGAGUGGAAGAUGACGGGAAACAUGACUUCACCAAGGAGCAACGCUGGGAUCGCAACUGUGGGAAACACCAUUUAUGCAGUGGGAGGGUUUGAUGGCAAUGAGUUUCUGAAUACGGUGGAAGUCUACAAUCUUGAGGCAAAUGAGUGGAGCCCCUACACAAAGAUCUUCCAGUUCUAACAAACCCUCUGAAACUAACAGGCUUAGUGAUGUAAUUGUGUUCAGUAGAGGCACAUUUGUGAAUAAGGAGGGUGGGUGGGAUUGGACGUUGCUAAAGGCAACACAGAGCUUUUGCAUAUUGCAUACUUUAACUUUUCAUUUGGAAAGGAGUGCAGAGAGGAAGAUCUGUUUCGUGUAUUUUUAAGAUUUCCUUGGUUGUUUUACUUAUUGGAAGUUGAUACUGUAAAAGAAUAAAUUGAGAAUUGAUUGGGCACAUCUUUUCAAGUCCCCUCUCCACGUUGGUUUUGCCGGCUUGCGCACUUUGACUCAUAAGCUCUGUAUUAUGGGACAGCGGGGUAGGGUUUAAAGAUGUAAGCAGAUUUUUUUUGUUUUUUUUAAGGGCCCUUUUCCAAUAACUGGAACACUCUAACAAAUUCUUAUUUAACUAGAUGACAGUAAAUAUUUUUGUUCUUAUUAAAGGAAAGUUGACAUGCGUAUCAAAUCUUUAAUCCUUUAUUGUCGCCUUUUUGUAGCUUUUCAUAUUCUCGGCAGAGUGCUUUACCUGUUGAAGUACAAAGUGGCAAAUCGAACUCACCAAGCAUGCAGACUGAGGCUUUUCUUUUAAAUACCCAAAAUACAGGCUUUGCCUCGGCAGUCUUUUUUUUUUUCUUUUUUGAGAAUGCAGUGCUGGGGUAUUUGAAUGGAAUUGCUAACCAGUGCAUAGCUGUGAGGUUCAUGGGUGAAACACUGGUUUGAAUUACUGCUUAUUGAGAGUAUAUUUUAUAUAGCAAUACAUUUAAUACUUGGUAGUUAAGAACAGUGAGUACUUUGUCUUCUGAUAAUUCCCGCUUUCUUCAUUUGUCAUUGGCAAUACAAUCCUGAAUGGUAGCUCUCAGUUGUGACAAGUUACUAAAGCUGUCCUGAGUGUGUGAAUGGAGCCUUUACUUAUCAGAACUGUGGGAUAAUCUGGGUGGGGUGCCUUGGUGUCUUGUGCGGGUGCUAUGCACCUACUUCAGGGCACCGCAGUGACGGCGUCCUUCAUGCUUGCUGCUGAUGCAAACACAUUAAAGGUUUCUUGCAAGAAAUGCA